This is a messenger RNA of Rhopalosiphum padi (bird cherry-oat aphid), 1235 nucleotides long. RefSeq names its product transmembrane protein 138. NCBI's taxonomy places the organism in Eukaryota, Metazoa, Arthropoda, Insecta, Hemiptera, Aphididae. Gene Ontology annotation, cellular component: cilium. Bases 394 to 900 code for a protein of 168 amino acids. The record is from RefSeq and is a predicted model, not a curated record. The transcript is spliced from 5 exons.
UAAUAUACCAUCACUUUACCACUAGGAUCACCCAAGUACACGUUACGCGGUCGAUUGUAGGCUUUGUUUUUUAAUUAAACACACACACGACUCUGCAGGUCUCGGGUAUAACAUGUGCCACGAUGUUCUCUCAAGCGUGUGUGUAAAACAUUAUAUUAUUAUUGUUACCUACUGUUGUUGUGCGAUGAUGUUCACUGGACGGAAACGAAUGGCGUGGCGAACCGACGUUGCUAUAGGGACCGCUGUGGGUUUUCCGGCUAAACAAUAAAAACCGUAUAGUGGUCGAGGAGGGGGUCGAUUGGUGAGUGGGCUCGCCUGCACUCGAAUUUACAGCAGCUCAUAUUAUACUUACCUCUGCUGUCCACCCGCACUCAUGGGAGGUCGGUCGAAGGAAUGCAACUGUCAGAGUUUAGGUACACCCUGGUGCUGGUCGUCCAGCUGGCGCUGCUCGCCAUCGACCUGUUGUUCAACACGUUCAUCCACCGGUACCUGGCCAACACGGGCAUCUCAAUUUUGCUCUUCGUGCUCCAAGACAUCGGUCAGCUGGUCGCCAUCGCCGUGUUGCUCAUCACGUUCUUCCAGACCAAUAUAUUUCAGGCCGGUUUUAUUGUGUUGCUGUUCAACGAGUUCCGGUCGACUAUCAUUACCGGCGUCGGUUAUUUUGUUCUAACCCUGUUCGUGCAGGUGUGGACUCUGACGAACCGUUUCAAGGGACAGGUGUACUUCUACUGGCCAGACGGACUUUACGUAUUUUUUGUCUUACACAAGUUCACUUCAUGUUUACAUUACUACUUAUAUAAAAGAACAGCCCUAUGUAUAUCAGAUCCUAAAUUUUAUACUGAUGAAUGGAUUAAUCAUCGCAUAAAUCAAGAAUCAGAACAAAGAAGUCCUAAGUAUUGAUGAAAUUGGAUUGUAAAACAUGUAGUCAAUGGUAUGCAUAACUUCGCCUUCGCCUCCACGAAUCUUCCAAGAAGUGUACAGUGGUUCUGAGCCAGACAAUUUAUAUGCACUAUCUAGUGGUAAAUAAGAACAACUACACAUGGUACUGUAAACUGGUUCUGUAGGUUCUGCAUUAAAAUCACCACAAACAAUUGUUGGGCGGCCAGCUGCAUGAGAAGAUAUGAAUUGUAGUAAAUCUUUCCCCUGUUCGUUUCGCAAGGUUGAAAGCAAGGCUCCUUUACGAGCUUUUAGAUGAGUAGUAGAAACACAUAAUUCUUUUUGUGUACUUUUAUCUU